AUGACGUCACUUCACCCUAAGCACAGCACACGCAACGGGGCACAGCAUCAACGCCCUCAAUCACCGCCGGUUCGGGAGUGUUGGUUUUUUCAGAGUCCGAAGUCGAGGGCCGGAAGUGCACUUGGCACUCGCGAAGGAUGCUCGUUCGGGCGACACUGGCACUGCCCGGCGGGAGGACCUGUCGGCAUGGCACGGCACAGCACGGCCUACCACGGGCACGGAACCCCUAGGAUCGCGGCCAAGCGGAAGGUGGUUGCAGGGGGAGGGAGGGGGGAGGGAGUCACCGAGGAGCGACGCACAUCCUCACUCGACAACGUCCGCGGGCACACUGGCUCUCUUCACGCAGCUCGCUCGCUCGCCCUCCAGCUCGCCGCCCACCGCUCUCGCCCUCCAAACCGCCCACCGCUCUCGCCCUCCAAACCGCCCACCGCUCUCGUCCUCCAAACCGCCCACCGCUCUCGUCCUCCAAACCGCCCACCGCUCUCGCCCUCCAAACCGCCCACCGCUCUCGCCCUCCAAACCGCCCACCGCUCUCGCCCUCCAAACCGCCCAUCGCUCUCGCCCCCAAACCGCCCACCGCUCUCGCCCUCCAAACCGCCCACCGCUCUCGCCCUCCAAACCGCCCACCGCUCUCGUCCUCCAAACCGCCCACCGCUCUCGCCCUCCAAACCGCCCACCGCUCUCGCCCUCCAAACCGCCCACCGCUCUCGCCCUCCAAACCGCCCACCGCUCUCGCCCUCCAAACCGCCCACCGCUCUCGCCCUCCAAACCGCCCACCGCUCUCGCCCUCCAAACCACCCACCGCUCUCGCCCUCCAAACCGCCCACCGCUCUCGCCCUCCAAACCGCCCACCGCUCACGAAACCCACGAAACCUCCCACUCUUCUCUUGCCCACUUCCCUCGCCCUCCAACUCACUCACCUCUCUCACCCACCUUUCCCCCACCCCUCUUGCCCACCUCUUCCCCCGGCUCUCUCGCCCACACCGGGAAGUGGAUAUUUCAAGUGAGGAGCAUGAAAGCUUUCAUUACACCAAACAGUUACCAGACGACUAA
This is a messenger RNA of Penaeus chinensis, 1053 nucleotides long. RefSeq names its product leucine-rich repeat extensin-like protein 3. The record is from RefSeq and is a predicted model, not a curated record. NCBI's taxonomy places the organism in Eukaryota, Metazoa, Arthropoda, Malacostraca, Decapoda, Penaeidae. The transcript is spliced from 3 exons. Bases 1 to 1053 code for a protein of 350 amino acids.